This is a messenger RNA of Drosophila montana, 1167 nucleotides long. It is a transcript of the gene ttm3, whose product is annotated as tiny tim 3. The coding region runs from base 82 to 1140 and encodes 352 amino acids. The transcript has 2 exons. Lineage: Eukaryota; Metazoa; Arthropoda; Insecta; Diptera; Drosophilidae. The record is from RefSeq and is a predicted model, not a curated record. Gene Ontology annotation, cellular component: TIM23 mitochondrial import inner membrane translocase complex. Gene Ontology annotation, biological process: protein import into mitochondrial matrix.
UGUGACAGACUCACAUAAAACCCUGAUAAAUAUGUUAACACAUUCACAAUUGUUUAAAAUUUUGGUUAUUUUUAAUCGGGUAUGAUUAACUGUGCAGCAUGGCUGCGAUUGAUCCAACAACAUGUUGGCACGAAGACCUGUUGCCCCUGGCCAGGCAAGAGGUUUAUAAGCUGCAACAACUUCUCCAGAUGCGAAUUGAACCACAAACAUAAGAUCGCUUCCAAUAUCAUUCAGAAGAUCAGUCAACGGGCGUUUGGUGACGAAAGUUGCAAGGAGGACGAUGCUCCGCCAAGGCCCAAGCCACCGAAGCCGCGCUGGAAAUGGCACUUCGGCUACACCAUUAUGCUGGGCAGCCUCUUUGGCACAGUGCUGUGGGCCGUCUAUGAACUGGGCAGGCCCGAGCAGGAUCAGUUCGGACGCAGCAUCGAGGACGAGCUGAGCGCGCUGCCACUGAUCCAGCAAUACGUGCAGCGGAUGUGGCGUUCGCUGCAUUACUACCAGAAGAUGCUGCAGGAGCCGCUGUCCACCAAGCUGCUGCCGGACGUAGUGCAGCAUCCGUAUAUACAGCCGCGGUACACGCUGGUCCUGGAGAUGCGCGACGUGCUGGUGCAUCCGGACUGGACAUACCAGACGGGCUGGCGCUUCAAGAAACGACCCGGUGUCGAUCACUUUCUGCGCCAGGUCACCAAUCACUUUGAGAUAAUUGUCUACACCGCCGAGCAGGGCAUGACGGCGUUUCCCAUUCUGGAUGCUCUCGACCCGAACGGAUAUAUACGCUAUCGUCUGGUGCGUGGCGCCACCCAGCUGCUGGAUGGGCAUCAUAUCAAGAACCUAAACCGCCUCAAUCGAAAUCUACGCCGUGUGAUUGUCGUCGAUUGGGAUCGUCGCGCCGUUCCACUGCAUCCGGACAACAUUUUUGCCAUUGCUCGCUGGGAGGGCAACGAUGACGAUGUCCAGCUCUUCGAUCUGGCCGCCUUUCUCGGACUCAUUGCCGAGCACAAGAUGGACGAUGUACGAGAGGUUCUGCACUACUAUCGCCAGUUCGAGGAUCCCAUUGAACAGUUCAAGGAGAAUCAGCGCAAGCUGCUCGAAAUGAAACAGGAGAAGCCGGAUACGGAACCCAGUUGCCAAUUAAAAUAAAAUAUUAUUCGUGCACCUUUCCAAGUA